Molecule: messenger RNA, 1473 nt
Organism: Polistes dominula (European paper wasp)
Lineage: Eukaryota; Metazoa; Arthropoda; Insecta; Hymenoptera; Vespidae
Product: cAMP-dependent protein kinase catalytic subunit beta
Biological process (GO): protein phosphorylation
Cellular component (GO): nucleus; cAMP-dependent protein kinase complex; cytosol
Molecular function (GO): ATP binding; cAMP-dependent protein kinase activity
Source: RefSeq, a predicted model, not a curated record
AUUUCAACAAUAAAACAACACUAUUCGAUUAUGUGUACAGAUCACACGUGUUAGAAGUGAAACUUUUUUAAAACCAAGCUUCGAAUGCAGAGUAUUUUGAUCGUUCACCAUGAAACAAUGAACCAUCGAUAUAUUAACUUUCCACUGUUUAAAAAUGUCACAUCUGUUUUGUAUGUUCAGAUCGUUUAAUAAAUUUUUCUUAGCAACGAUCUGUCAAAAUAAAAAGAACAAUAAAGUAAGAAGAAAAUAAUAUUUAUUCAUUUAAAAAAAUAUUUCCAUAUGCACGUUUGAAUUCUGUAAUUUUUCAAUCGGUAAAUGUUCAAUGUUUCAUGGCGGAGAUAUAAAAAAUUAUCCACGAGGAAUGACAUGGAAGAGCAAGAACGUUUGGAAAAAUUGAAAGAAUACAACGUAAUAUUGGACGAAUUGAAAACGAUAUUUAUAAAAAAGUGGAAAGAAAAACAAGAACACAAUGCUAUGUUGAAUGAUUUCGAACGUAUACGUACGGUUGGUACAGGUGCAUUUGGUCGUGUCAUAUUGGCUAAACACAAAGCUACAUCAGUUUUUUAUGCCAUGAAGAUAUUACAAAAGGCACGGAUAGUGAAGUUGAAACAAAUCCAACACGCAUACAACGAGAAAAAAGUCUUGCAAUGUAUUAAAUAUCCUUUUAUAGUUUUUAUGGAAUUUUUCUUUAUGGAUAAUUCGUAUCUUUAUUUGGUGUUACCAUACGUAAGUGGUGGUGAAAUGUUUACGCAUUUGAGACGUAUGGGAAGAUUCGACGAAUCAUUGGCAAGAUUUUAUGCUGCACAAGUUGCAUUGGCCUUGGAAUAUUUGCAUCAUUGUAGCUUGAUUUAUCGUGACUUGAAACCGGAAAAUAUAUUGAUCGAAUAUACGGGUUAUAUUCGUGUCACUGAUUUUAGUUUUUGCAAAAUGAUUGAAGGUAGAACAUGGACAUUGUGUGGUACACCUGAUUACAUAGCACCAGAAAUUGUAUUGUCAAAAGGUUAUGGCAAAGCUGUUGAUUGGUGGAGUUUCGGUGUACUCAUAUAUGAAAUGAAUGCCGGUUAUCCCCCAUUUUAUGCAAAUGAUCCGAUGAAGAUUUAUGAAAAGAUUAUAACUGGUAAAUACAAGUAUGCUCAUCAUUUUGGUGAUGAUCUUAGAGAUAUAGUUAAGAAUAUGUUACAAGUGGAUUUAACCAAAAGAUAUGGGAAUUUAAAAAAUGGUAUUAUUGAUAUUAAAAUGCAUCGAUGGUUUCGUACGACUGAUUGGAAUCAAAUUUAUUAUCAAACAAUACAACCUUCGUUUAUACCGAAAUGUGGUAUGCCAGGUGACACGAGUAAUUUCAGUAUUUAUGAUGAGGAACCUUUAAGGAUAGAUGUUGUUGAUCGUUAUGCUAAAGAAUUUGCGAAUUUUUGAUCAACAAACAAAAAUAGGAACUAUACUAGAGAAAAAUAUGAUAUUAAAGGUUUUAUUUGU